Molecule: messenger RNA, 808 nt
Organism: Prorocentrum cordatum
Lineage: Eukaryota; Dinophyceae; Prorocentrales; Prorocentraceae
Source: the annotation of a GenBank genome assembly
GCUCGAGGAGGCCCCCCUUCUGGGGCAGCCCGCCGGCCGCGGUCCGUUUUUGGACGCCCUCUCUUUGGGGCCGCGUAGCGGCCGCCGCGGCGCGGCGACCGUGCCGGCCAUGGCCGCCCCAGCCUUCUUCAACCCCACGGCGGGUGGCGCUGGCGCGGACUCGGGCCCUGUGGCGCCGCCCGCGAGGAAGGGCCCGCGGGAGCAGUCGCGCACGGUGAUCGCCCAGGCGCUCGCCGAGGGCACCGCGCUUGAUCCUGCGGAGGCGUCGGAGGCUAUAGAGGAGGCAAUUUUUGAGAUGCACCCCGACGAGUCGAAGAAGGAGUACCGCACGAAGGUGAAGCUCGUCGCCCAGGGGCUCAAGGGCCCCCGCUUCGCUCAGCUGCGGGCCGCGGUGCUCCAGGGCGACGUGACCGGGCAGGACGUCGUGUGCCUGGACGCCAAGGCUCUCCAGGACAAAGCGGCCAAAGCGGCCAAGGAGCCCCUCGCCGCCAUGUCUGGGCGCAGCUCUGAAAACGGCCCGCGGCCGAUGAGGAGGGCGAUUGUCCGCUUGGCAGGGCCAUAACACACCAUUCGGAGGGACCGCCAGCGCCGCAGAUAAGGAGGUAUAUCAAAUUGCCCGUCUGUUCUGCAUGGUCGAACCUGGAUCUCGAUUCUGCCUCUGCAACGAAAGGUGGCCAGUAAAACUGGGUGUUUCCCGUUCGAUUGUCGCCAGCCAGCGCUCCUUGUUGCACUUUUGUGUGCUGUUUCUCAUUUUUUGUUUUGUUUUUUGUUUUUCUUUGUGUGUUAUUUGUUUCGUAAAACAACGUGC